AUGCCAAUCGACACCGUUCCAGAGUUCUUUGGGGUGAUCGUCACUGCUGUCCUGUUCAUUACCGGUCCCUCGUAUGCCCUCCGACUUACCUCCCGCAUCUUUGUCCCCUACCCCCUCGACGAUAUCGCCGCCAUCACCUACCCCAUUAGCCCCAUUUCCAAUGAGGUCCUUGAUGAUACUCCAAUAAUUGUAGACCUCGAAGAGCCCGCACCACCACCACCACCACCACCAUACGAGGCCUACGUUCUGCCUUCAUACCCCCUGAUGCCACCCGCAUACACCGUCGAGUCCAUUCCCGCCGCUGCCUGA
Molecule: messenger RNA, 309 nt
Organism: Coniophora puteana RWD-64-598 SS2
Lineage: Eukaryota; Fungi; Basidiomycota; Agaricomycetes; Boletales; Coniophoraceae
Exons: 2
Coding region: 1-309 (102 amino acids)
Source: RefSeq, a predicted model, not a curated record